GCCGAAUUUACCUUGCCUUACAUAAAUGAUGUUCGAAAUUACCUCAACUCGAAUGACAAACUGGCCAAUCACAAGCGAGCAAAUCGCUUGUUUAUCUCAUUCGCGGUCACUCAAAAUUACGGCCGUCGACAGGUUGGCGGGUUCCUCGGAGUGCGAUGCAUUCUGAUAUUUCGGAGAGUACUGGUGACGCUAAAGUCGAGUCUCAAAACGACACUUCAGAAUUAGUAUCAGAGGCAUCUUAUUCCAAUGGAACUUCUCAAACCUUUACUCCAACAUCAGUGGGAACUAGGCGGGAAACAUUCGAAAAUGAAAUGAAUCGCUCACCUACAUCUCCGACAGGACUUCACGAGUCAUUAAGGUCGCCAAUUUUGUCCUACCAAAGCAGGAAAUCACCUUCUAGAUGCAGUAUAGUUUUAAAUAAGCCGCGUGAAUUAGCAAACUCACAGACCCUUACUCGUAAAAGCUGUAUUUUCCAUGAGGUAGGCUACAGUUUUCAAAGCUUAUUCAACAAUCAAGGGUGUUCGGUACCUUAUAGGUGACGUGGUUUCACUGCUGGAUAUAGAUGGAGGCGUGUACUAUGCUCAAAUAAGAGGACUUGCCACGGAUUCCUAUGGUGAUAACUUCUGUUUUCUAACUUGGUUGAUCCCAGUCUUAGGUGCCAAAGAGGGAGAAUUUCGGCCUUCAGACUAUAUAAUUGGUAUUUGGUUUUCCUUUAUUCUAAUUUCCCCGUAGGUAUGGAAGAAGAUGUAAUGAGGGAUUUGAACUGCUGUAGAUGGGUCUGCCAUUGUCCUGCUGCUUAUUUUCAACUUAUUGACAAUCCACAUACAACACAAUCAUUUCAAUAACAUAUUACUUAUUCAAUUUAUUUUCUCUUACUUGUAUACACAGACCUUGAGUAUGAUAUAUAUUUUUUUACAAAUUAA
This is a messenger RNA of Trichobilharzia regenti, 923 nucleotides long. Lineage: Eukaryota; Metazoa; Platyhelminthes; Trematoda; Strigeidida; Schistosomatidae. The record is from the annotation of a GenBank genome assembly.